Messenger RNA from Misgurnus anguillicaudatus (oriental weatherfish), 1499 nucleotides. Lineage: Eukaryota; Metazoa; Chordata; Actinopteri; Cypriniformes; Cobitidae. The record is from RefSeq and is a predicted model, not a curated record.
AUGUACUUUUCAUAUUUCAAGUUUGCUCUCUUUCAGAGAAAUGCAUUGUCAUUCUCAUGUGUUUAUCAGGUGAUCUAUGCUGUUCAGAGGCAUAAUCGCACACAGGUACAGUGGCAGAUUCUGUUGGACGAGGCUUUUCACUUAGAGGAUGUGGCCAAAAAUGAGACGAGCCCCACCCACCAAUUCAGUCACAGUUUCCCCUCUACAGAAACACCUGGAUGGGUCAGCAAAUACCUGUACACACCCACUGCAGAGUGGUACUGGGAGUGUGUGUUCCGGCGCUGGUGUUAUCGUGUUCUGGCUGUGGUUUUGUGUGUGUUCUCCGCAGCGGUGGUUUGGUCUGAAUGUACCUUCUUUAGCACACAGCCCGUUCUGUCGCUCUUCGCCGUCUUCAUCCAACUCGCCGAGAGAGACUACAACUACGUUUACAUAGAGAUGGCGUGUUUUGUCACCAUAUUUUACCUGUGUUACUGCGUGUACUCGACCGUGUUCAGAAUCCGAGUGUUUAACUAUUACUACCUGGCUCCUCAUCACCAGACGGACGCCUACAGCUUGCAGUUUAGCGGGAUGUUAUUUUGUCGUCUGACGCCUCCGCUGUGUCUGAAUUUUCUGGGCGUGAUUCAUAUGGACUCCACCAUCUCACACCAGCAGAGACAGCAAACAGCAUACACUUCGAUAAUGGGAUCCAUGCAGGUCCUGUCUUUCAUCGCUAAUGUAUUUUAUAUAUAUUAUCCCAUGCUGAUUGUUCUCCUCUGCAUUGCCACAUACUUCAGUUUGGGUACACGCUGUUUAAACCUGCUGGGCUUUCAGCAGUUCAUGGGAGAGAAUGAUCUGACCUCAGACCUGGUGGAUGAAGGGAAAGAGCUCAUACGUAGAGAGAAAAGAAAACGUCAGAGGACAGAAGACGGAGAGAGCCGGCGCAGAGAAUGGAGGGAGCGUUAUGGUGAACAGAGACAGCGAUACGCAGGGAAGAACAGAAACUCGUACUCCGAGUUGUCGGACGGCUCCAGUACAGACACAGGCAGAGCUCAGACUCGAAGAGAUCGCGGUGCCAAGACUGAGUUACUGCAGGAUGUGGAACCACUGGACUAUAAUGAAGAUGAACCGCUGGAGACCGAAGACAGAAGAUACACUGGAGGGCAUUACCUCUCUACCUCUGCAUCUCGCUCUCGCAUCUUCGACGAUGUAUGAGGAGGAGGAUGAAAACAACAGUGAAACUUUGCACUUUUUUACUUCAUACUCUUCAAGAAGGAACCACGACUUGAACGGUUCUGUGUGUCUUUCUGUAAAGUGUUUUCAUGUGUGUGUAUGUGGACGGACUCACCUCUCACCAGCCCUUAACUUCCCAAUGAUGCCAGACUACAACAUACAUACACAGACAUAGUGUGCACUGCUCACUUUCAAGGACAUGAAGGUUCUUACUCUUAAGCAUAGUGAAUAUUUUCCGGUUGUGGCUGAAAAGGAAAAUAAGAGUCACAAUAAACAUCUUUUAAAUCUUA